This is a messenger RNA of Pocillopora meandrina, 525 nucleotides long. The record is from the annotation of a GenBank genome assembly. NCBI's taxonomy places the organism in Eukaryota, Metazoa, Cnidaria, Anthozoa, Scleractinia, Pocilloporidae.
AUGCCCGAGUCUGUUGCUAGCCUUAAGAGAGAGAACAGUAAGCUUAAAGAUCAACUGUCUGUCAUGGCGGAUGAGAUUGCUAAGAUGAAGGUGAUGCUGCUGGAGCAGUCAAAAAAACCUGCAGCGACUAAUGACGAAGUAGAGCAAAGCUUAGAAUUCAUGAGUAAAGAAUAUGAUGACUUUGAGCGAUUCAGGGUCUCUGCUGGUAAAGAACUUGAUCGCUUAGGUGCCAUGCUUGAUGAGAUUGCUGUUGAAGUUAACAGAGUUUCCAGGAGCAUCGAUGAAUUUCAAGAGUACAGUUAUCAAUAUAAUGUUAAGAUUGUUGGUGUCCCUCAAUUGAGUCAAGAUGAAUCCUCGGCUUCUACGAGUGCGCUAUGUGAAUGUUUAUUUAAGGCAAUUGAUCCGCUGUAUCAAUUCAUGACAUUGACACAGCCCAUCGAGUCCCAACGAGAAGCAAUGACAAUGGCGGCCCGCGGCCAAUCAUUUGCCGAUUUAUUAGACGAUUGUCAAAAGAUGAUGUCAUGA